CGCGACGUUACUGUGACGUUUGUUUUGUUUAUUAUUAUGUCACACAUGUGAUAGUUUGAGUAAAAUUCAAUGUUUUUGUCGCUUACGCGAGAUGUCGAUGAAAAAAGAAGAUUAUGAAGAAUUUCAAAGACAAUUAGAAUUACAAAACCAACUUCCAGAAAAAGAUACAAAAGUUAAAACAAAGAAAGACGAAGAUGGGACGGAAUAUGAAUGGGACGAAGUAAAAAAAGCAUGGUUUCCCAAGUUGAGCCCGGAUUUAAUGUUGAAGUUUCAAUCGAAUUAUUCAAACGAUGAAGUUUCAAGUUCAACGUCGGUUUACGUUGAUCCACAAACUAAGAUGAAAUAUAAAUGGGACAAUACCGCCCACAAGUGGAUGCCUGAUGUAAAGUACGAAGUAUCGAAAGAUGGGAAUUAUAUUUACACCGAUCCAAGCAACGGAGAUAAAUAUGAAUGGGAUUCAAACAAACAAGUCUGGGUAAAGAAAAAAUUCAAGGAAAAUAAUCUCGAAGACGACAACAUUAUCCAACCAAGUGAAGCAACUCCAAACCUGGAGGAUGAAAGUUGGAAUUCGGAGAAGAAAUUGUGGGGGGAAGUCCCUAUUGAGAAACAGUCGAAGAAAAAAAAUCAUCAGAAAUCUGGCCAGAAGAGGGCGGCGUCGAGGCCAGAAUGGUUUUCACUGGACAAGUCCAAGAACACGAGCGUAUAUGUUGAAGGUUUGCCUAGUGACAUCACAAUGGAUGAAUUUCGUGAUUUGAUGUUGAAAUGCGGAAUCAUCGCAACAAACGUCGUCAACCAACAACCAAAGUUGAAACUUUAUACGAACGCUGGGGGGAAUAUUAAGGGAGACGGAUUGUGUUGUUAUUUGAAGCGCGAAUCUGUCGAACUUUCGUUACAACUCCUUGAUGGCAUGGAGGUCAGAGGUCAUAAGUUGAAAGUUCAAGAAGCAAAGUUCGAACUUAAAGGGGAAUACGACGCGUCUAAGAAACCCAAGAUGUUGAGUAAAAAAGAAAAAAGGAAAAUUAAAAAAGAGAAAGAAAAAUUACUUGAUUGGAAACUUGCACGAAGCGAGGAAAUUGUUUCCAAGAAAGAUCGAGUUGUUAUUCUUAAGAAAAUGUUUCAAGUUAACGAGUUUGAGGAAGACCCGGUGUUGAUCACCGAUGUUCGAGAUGAUCUUCGUGCCGAGUGCGAGAAGUUCGGGCAAGUCAAGAAAGUUAUCGUGUUCGAUCGCCACCCGGAUGGUGUUUGUUCGGUUGCGUUCAAAGAAGCUGAGAGCGCCACCAAGUGUCAGCAAGCAUUGAACGGACGAUGGUUCGCUUGCAAAGAAAUUGAGGCUUCAAUAUGGGACGGUCAUACUGAUUAUCAGAUCGAGGAGACGGAUCGUGAACGCGAAGUUCGGCUUCAAAAGUGGGAGGAAUUCCUUGAUAACGGGCCGACCGAACAAACAUCGGGGAAUAAUGACGAUGUUAGCGGGGAUACGACCGUUGCGGCGCCCGCAGAAAAACUUUAAUAAACCUGUUGUUUUUGUAUGAAAAUAAACGACAUAGUUACGUUGCAGAAACA
Messenger RNA from Ciona intestinalis (vase tunicate), 1560 nucleotides. The record is from RefSeq and is a predicted model, not a curated record. NCBI's taxonomy places the organism in Eukaryota, Metazoa, Chordata, Ascidiacea, Phlebobranchia, Cionidae.